Molecule: messenger RNA, 957 nt
Organism: Candoia aspera
Lineage: Eukaryota; Metazoa; Chordata; Lepidosauria; Squamata; Candoiidae
Gene: ACER1
Product: alkaline ceramidase 1
Exons: 7
Coding region: 142-933 (263 amino acids)
Biological process (GO): sphingosine biosynthetic process; ceramide catabolic process
Cellular component (GO): endoplasmic reticulum; membrane
Source: RefSeq, a predicted model, not a curated record
UCCAUCCGCAGGUGGCAAAACAGGUUGGAAGAGAGCAGUGGCUGCAGAGCCUGCCGGUGCUUGAAACAUCUGGACUGUCGGCCCUGCAGAGGAAGGAAGCAGAGGCAGCCUCUCUUUCUGUCUUUGGACGGCGCUGUCAGGAUGUUGCGCGUAUUCACUUAUCUCAGCUCCGAGGUUGACUGGUGUGAGGCGAACUUUGAGCGCUCGGUGUACGUCGCCGAGUAUUACAACACGCUCAGCAGCAUUGCUUUUUUCCUCCUGGCACCCCUAACGUUGUGGCUGAACAGCGAUUAUGUCUCCUACCGCCCCACGCCGAUUCGGAGUUUCAUUAUCUUGCAAAUCCUUGUUGGCAUCUUCUCUUUCUACUUCCACAUGACCCUGAGUUACACCGGGCAGCUGCUGGACGAGCUCUCCAUCCUCUGGACCUUGUGCAUCUCUUACGCCUUCUGGUUCCCCAUCCGCUACUUCCCCAGAUGCAUCAAAAACAGGGACCAGUUCAUCACCUUUGUGGCCAUGGUGACGGUGACCACCACCCUCAUGUCUUUUGUGAAACCGGCCCUCAACGCGUACGUCCUCAACUGCAUCGCGUUCCACCUGCUUUAUCUGGCGUUCCAGGAAGUGAAAAGGUGCAGCAGCCCUGCAGUCAAGCGUGUGGCGAUCACCAUGACCCUCUGGUGGGUCCUCGCCGUCAGCUGCUGGCUCGUGGACAAGUUCUGCUGCGGCCUCUGUCAAAAGCUCAACUUUUGCUACCUUCACAGUUUCUGGCACGUCUUCAUCAACGUCGCCAUCCUCUAUUGCAUCACCAUGAUCUUGUUCUUCGACAUCUACCACAACCUGCCAAGCAGCGAGCCAACGAUGGAGUACUGGCCCAGCAACACCUGCCCCAUCGCGCUGCCCUACAUCAUGAUCCAGAAGCCCCUGAAGUGGUGCUAGCGGGGCAGCAAGGCGGAAGGCGGC